AUGCUGGUAAGGAUUUUAGUGAAUUUUCCAUUCGAAGGCGAUGAGCGCAAAUUGGACAGAUUAUCAGCGCCGUAUACUAAUUCAAUGACUGAAACACCUGGAGCGAAAGACUUGGUCGAUCUGGAAGUGAUAAUUCGAAACUGGGCGAAACAGAUUUUUGAAGUUACCAAAACUCGUGAGGAAGCAAAAAUCAACAGGAAACAUCUUGAGGUGCUUUUAGCAAAUCUAUCAUGA
Gongylonema pulchrum is the source of this 234-nucleotide messenger RNA. NCBI's taxonomy places the organism in Eukaryota, Metazoa, Nematoda, Chromadorea, Rhabditida, Gongylonematidae. The record is from the annotation of a GenBank genome assembly.